This is a messenger RNA of Lachancea meyersii CBS 8951, 2475 nucleotides long. The record is from the annotation of a GenBank genome assembly. NCBI's taxonomy places the organism in Eukaryota, Fungi, Ascomycota, Saccharomycetes, Saccharomycetales, Saccharomycetaceae.
AUGAGUGCCGCGUUACCAUCCAUCCAAAUCCCCGUGGAUUACGCUCAAAUCCAGGCCGCGGUCGAGGAUUUUUUGCUUCAUUUCAAAAGCGAUGCGUCCGCGCUUCAAGACGACCCCAUGCAAGUUGGAGAGGGCCCCAAGUACAUGGCAUUGCUGCAAAAAGUUGCCAAUCGUGAAUUGCAAACCCUGGGCAUCGAACUAGACGACCUUCUGAAGUACGAGACCGAAACACUUCUGACAUCCGACCCAGAUGGCUCAUCAAACAUCUUGUCGGGGUCUUCAGGACUCGUGCAAACCGUGAUUCGCAAUUGUUACCAUUUUGUUGAGAUUUUUAGUCGUGCCGUUGACAAACUGCUACCGCCACCAACCAAGGAAAUUGACUACAAGGACGACGUCUUGGACGUGAUCUUAUACCAGCGCAAGCUUCGCAAUGACAGGCUACUGUCUGACCAACGCACUGAGCUCGCCGCCGAGGCUCCCGGUGAAUUCCAAGACGACAAUCUCAUGCGAGAAAUCGCCGAACAGGAAUCGGACUUGUUCCCCGCAAAGCUGACAAGACGUUACAAUCUGUAUUUCAAGCCCCUCAGCGCAGCAUACAGCCACAAGUGGCAAGCACCUUUGCCCGUCAGGGAAAUCAAAGGUGACUGCUUGGGCCAGCUAAUCACCGUGCGUGGGAUCGUCACAAGGGUCUCGGACGUGAAACCUUCAGUACUCGUCAAUGCUUAUACCUGCGACCAGUGUGGUUACGAGGUCUUCCAAGAGGUCAACUCGCGCAUGUUCACACCCUUGGUAGAUUGCACAUCUGAACAGUGCUCUCAAAAUCAAACCAAGGGUCAAUUAUUCAUGAGCACGAGAGCUUCCAAAUUCAGUGCCUUUCAGGAGUGCAAAAUACAAGAAAUGUCGGAGCAAGUACCGAUAGGCCACAUCCCGCGGAGUUUGACAAUCCACAUCAACGGUGCACUUGUCAGAAGUCUAAGUCCUGGUGACGUUGUCGAUGUCACGGGUAUCUACAUGCCCUCUCCCUUCACAGGGUUCAAAGCCUUGAAGGCAGGGCUUCUAACGGAAACCUAUUUGGAGGCCCAGUAUGUCUUCCAACACAAAAAGAAGUUUGCAUCUUUCGAAAUAACACUCGAGACUGAAGCAAGAGUCAUGGCCAUUGCAUCUCAGGGAGAUGUUUACAACAAGCUGGCCAAGUCUAUCGCACCCGAGAUUUACGGUAAUUUAGAUGUGAAAAAGGCACUUUUGUUACUACUUGUCGGUGGUGUGGACAAAAAAGUGGGCGAUGGGAUGAAAAUCAGAGGCGACAUCAACGUUUGCCUAAUGGGUGAUCCCGGUGUUGCCAAAUCUCAGCUGUUAAAAUCUAUAUGCAAAAUUUCACCCAGAGGUGUCUAUACAACCGGUAAAGGUUCCUCAGGUGUUGGUUUAACAGCUGCAGUUAUGAAAGAUCCAGUCACCGAUGAAAUGGUACUGGAGGGCGGUGCGCUGGUUUUGUCUGACAACGGUAUCUGUUGCAUUGACGAAUUUGACAAGAUGGACGAAAGUGAUAGAACUGCUAUUCACGAAGUUAUGGAGCAGCAAACAAUCUCGAUCUCGAAAGCCGGUAUAAACACCACACUAAACGCCCGUACAUCAAUUUUGGCUGCUGCCAAUCCCCUUUACGGAAGAUACAACCCCAGGCUGUCACCGCUAGAAAACAUCAAUUUGCCAGCCGCUCUUUUGACAAGAUUCGAUAUUCUAUUCUUGCUGCUGGAUCUGCCCAAUCGCGAAGAUGAUGAAAAACUUGCAGAGCAUGUAGCAUAUGUUCACAUGCACAACAAACAGCCAGAUCUAGGGUUUACACCUCUGGAACAAACCGAAAUGCGGGAGUUCAUUGCGUACGCCAAGACCAAAAAGCCCACUAUGGGUCGCGUGGUCAACGAAUACGUGGUUCAGUCAUAUGUUAGAAUGAGACAAGACUCCAAAAAGGCCAUGGACUCUAAAUUUUCGUUUGGACAGGCGACUCCGAGAACGCUGCUGGCGAUUAUCAGGUUAUCGCAGGCUCUGGCUAAACUGAGAUUUAGCGACACUGUCGAAUUCGAUGACGUGGAGGAAGCUUUGAGACUAAUACAAGUUUCGAAAGAGUCGUUGUACCAGGAUGACCGCAAAAAUGCAGAGGACGAAAACCCAACUACCAAAAUAUACACGAUCAUCAAGAACCUUGCCAGAGAUGGUUCUCAGCUGCACCAGAGCCUAGCUUACGAUUUGAUCGUGAAGGUUGUCAGAUCACGUGGCUUCACAAUGCUACAACUCAACAAUUGUAUCGAGGAAUAUGCGUACCUGGGUAUCUGGAAUUUGGUCAACGAGGGUGCCACUCUGCACUUUUUGAAUCAGGGUGCGGAAAACAUCAACGAUUACAGCUCACAAAGACCAAUUUCGUCGACUCCCUUGCAUCCUAACGACGAGGGGAGUAACGACAUGAUAAUGAGCGAUGCUUGA